Habropoda laboriosa is the source of this 1501-nucleotide messenger RNA. Its product is annotated as methyl farnesoate epoxidase-like. Gene Ontology annotation, molecular function: oxidoreductase activity, acting on paired donors, with incorporation or reduction of molecular oxygen, reduced flavin or flavoprotein as one donor, and incorporation of one atom of oxygen; iron ion binding; heme binding. The record is from RefSeq and is a predicted model, not a curated record. The transcript is spliced from 8 exons. Gene Ontology annotation, cellular component: cytoplasm; intracellular membrane-bounded organelle. NCBI's taxonomy places the organism in Eukaryota, Metazoa, Arthropoda, Insecta, Hymenoptera, Apidae. The coding region runs from base 1 to 1500 and encodes 499 amino acids. Gene Ontology annotation, biological process: xenobiotic metabolic process.
AUGUUCUACGCGACCAUCGUCCUCCUAAUCUUGCUCUUCUGUGUCUUUUGCGUCUACGAUUGCAUCAAACCGUCCAAUUUCCCUCCUGGUCCAAAAUGGCUGCCGCUGAUCGGCUGCUUCCCAACGUUUCGACGAUUGAAACUGAAGCACGGAUACGCUUACAUAGCGUUUCAAGAACUUAUGAAAACUUACGGACCGAUUUUGGGAGUGAAAUUGGGAAAUCAGAAGGUUGUCGUUGUUUCCACGCACGAUCUAGCGAAGAAAGUGCUUCUUCAGGAUGACUUCAACGGCAGACCGGAUGGAUUCUUCUUCAGAGUCCGCGCGUUCGGCAAAAGAAAAGGCCUUCUGUUCACGGAGGGACCAACAUGGUCCCAGUGUCGCCGUUUCACAAUGCGCCAUCUCAAAACCUUUGGAUUAGGCCAGUCUACCAUGGAGAAGCAGCUAACAGUCGAGGCUGAAAAUCUCGUGAAUUAUCUUCGUCGUGCGAGUGCAAAUGGUCCUGUACCAAUUCACACCACCUUCGACAUCGCAGUUUUAAACUCCCUCUGGUGCAUGUUCGCCGGUCACAGGUUCGACUACGAGAACGACAAAUUGAUCGAAAUCCUUGAAGUAGUCCACGACGCUUUCAGAUUGAUGGACACAAUGGGCGGCAUUGUUUCGCAAAUGCCAUUUCUACGCUUCAUAAUACCAGAAUUAUCCGGUUACAACGAAUUAAUGAGGAUCCUUCAGAAGCUCUGGAAUUUCUUAGACGAGGAGAUCAGCGUUCACGAGAAACAAUUGUCGGGGAACCAACCGCAGGACCUGAUCGAUGCGUUUCUCUUGGAGAUCUCGUCGAUAAAUGGCGAACGCGAUCGCACCAUUUUCGACAGGGAGAAUUUGUUGGUCUUAUGCCUGGAUCUGUUCUUGGCCGGCUCGAAAACCACGACGGAUACUUUAGCGACUACUUUGUUAUUUUUAUCUUUGCACUCUGAAUGGAUGAAGAUACUUCAGGAGGAGCUCGAUAACGUGGUUGGCAGAUCGAGGUCUCCGACUUUGAAGGAUUACUCGUCGUUACCGAUGAUGGAGGCGUUUCUUGCGGAAGUACAAAGAUUCCUGAUCCUGGCACCGCUUGGAGUACCUCACAAAACCAUGAAAGCGAUAACUCUGAACGAAUACAGUAUACCAAAGGACACGAUCGUUCUUCUGGAUUUCCACAGCGUGCAUAACGAUCCAACGCAUUGGGAUCACCCGGAAGAAUUUCGGCCGCAACGAUUUCUCAAUGAUAACGGUCGAUUCUGUCCGAACAACGCGAGUAUGCCAUUCGGUUUAGGCAAGAGACGUUGCCCAGGAGAAAUGCUGGCCCGGAAAUCCUUAUUCUUAUUCCUCGCCUACGUUGUACAUUACUUCGACGUGGAAAUUUCACCAGAGCACGGCCCGCCGGACAUAAAUGGCUACGAUGGUUUCACUAUAUCUCCAAAACCGUUUUAUCUGAAGCUCGCAACGAGGUCUGACGUCGUAUAAA